This is a messenger RNA of Sinocyclocheilus rhinocerous, 402 nucleotides long. RefSeq names its product high mobility group protein B2-like. Gene Ontology annotation, biological process: regulation of transcription by RNA polymerase II. Lineage: Eukaryota; Metazoa; Chordata; Actinopteri; Cypriniformes; Cyprinidae. The transcript is spliced from 3 exons. The record is from RefSeq and is a predicted model, not a curated record. The annotation marks the transcript as partial.
AUGAUGGUGAUGAUGGUGGUCAGCAAGACGGGGAGGGAGAAGAAAGACCCGAACGCCCCGAAACGCCCGCCAUCUGCGUUCUUCAUCUUCUGCUCAGAGUACCGGCCGACGGUGAAGAGCGAGAACCCGAGUCUGUCCAUCGGUGAGAUCGCCAAGAAGCUGGGAGAGAUGUGGUCGAAGCAGAGCAUCACAGACCGCGCGCCGUUCGAGCAGAAAGCCCUCAAACUGCGCGAGAAAUACGAGAAGGAGGUGGCAGUGUACCGCACAGGGGGCGGAGCCACUAAAAGGGGGCCGGGCCGACCGACGGGCUCGACUAAAAAGGCCCAGGCUGAGGAUGAAUAUGGUGACGAUGAUGAAGAGGAUGAGGACGAGGAGGAGGAAGAAGAUGAUGAAGAUGAGGAG